AUGCCGUUCCCUUGGCUGACCGUCUCGGCCGUAUCUCUUACUGCAUCUUACUUUAUUGCAACUCGUCAACCCGCGUUGAAUACAUCGCAAUUCUUCGGCACCUUCGCUGCAACAUGGCUCUUGCAGUCUUUCUUUGUGGGUGUCUGGAAUAUAUUUCUGUACCCCAAUUUCUUUUCCCCGCUACGUCACCUUCCAGAGCCAAAGGGAGGCUCCUGGAUAAAUGGUCAGUUUAAAGCAAUAAGAGAGAGGCCUACCGGUAUACCCAUGAGAGAAUGGGUCACCACCAUCCCCAAUGACGGCCUCAUCCGAUAUCGCUUCCUAUUCAACGCGGAGCGUCUCCUCGUAACGGGGCCAAAAGCCUUAGCAGAUCUCUUGGUGAAUCACAGUUACGAUUUCGCGAAGCCUUCCAACGUGCGAUUUGGUCUCAGCCGUAUCCUGGGAGUAGGCAUACUCCUCGCCGAGGGCGAAGAGCACAAAUUCCAACGCAGGAACCUGCUGCCGGCCUUCGCAUUCCGGCACGUCAAAGAACUGUAUCCGGUCUUCUGGCAGAAGGGCCGCGAGUGCGUCCAGGCUAUCACGGACAGCAUCAUCGCCGACGCGCAGGGCGAGACCGCCGCCGUGCAGGACCCCGAGAAGGCUACGAAGACGGGCGUCAUCGACGUCAGCGUUUGGGGAUCCCGUGUGACCCUGGACAUCAUCGGCACGGCCGGUCUCGGGAGAAAUUUCGGCGCGAUCCAGAACCCGGAAAACGAACUCAACCAGACGUACCGAAGCGUGUUCAAGGUGUCCAAGCAGGGCCAGAUCCUCUCCCUCCUCGCGCUGUUCGUCCCGGAUAAGAUCCUGUCGUGGCUCCCCAUCGAGCGGAACGCCAGCGUAUACGCGGCAGCGAGCAAGAUCCGGAGCGUAUGUCUGGACUUGAUCUGGGAGAAGAAGGAGAAGCUAGCGCGGAACGAGCUCAAGGAGCGCGACAUCCUCUCCGUCGCGCUGGAGUCGGGCGGGUUCACGGAGGAGAACCUCGUCGACCAGCUGAUGACGUUCCUCGCGGCGGGCCACGAGACGACGGCCACGGCGAUGACGUGGGGGGUGUACCUGCUGGCGAAGAACCCGGAGAUCCAGAAGCGGCUGCGCGCCGAGGUCCGCGAGCGGCUGCCGCCGAUCGCCUCGGAGCGGGAGGUGACGAGCCUGGACAUCGACCGCAUGCCGUACCUGAACGCGGUGUGCAGCGAGAUCCUGCGGUACUACUCGCCGGUGCCGUUCACGGUGCGUCAGGCCGUCCGGGACACGGUGCUCGCGGGCCAGCGGGUGCCCAAGGGGACCAUGAUCGCGAUAUCGCCGUGGGCGACAAACUUCGACCCGAGCAUGUGGGGGCCGGACGCGCACGAGUUCAACCCGGAGCGGUGGAUGCCGAAGGGGCCGGACGACAAGCGGGCGGCGAGCGGGGGCGCGACGAGCAACUACGCGUUCAUGACGUUCCUGCACGGGCCGCGCAGCUGCAUCGGGCUGUCCUUCGCCAAGGCCGAGUUCGCAUGCCUGCUGGCGUCGUGGGUCGGCCGCUUCGAGUUCGCGCUGAAGAACAAGGAGGAGGAGGACGAGCGGAAUAUAGAGAUCCGGGGCGGCAUCACCGCUCGGCCGGUGAAGGGCAUGCAGGUCUACGCUACGAUCGUGGAUGGUUGGUGA
This is a messenger RNA of Daldinia caldariorum, 1677 nucleotides long. RefSeq names its product cytochrome P450. NCBI's taxonomy places the organism in Eukaryota, Fungi, Ascomycota, Sordariomycetes, Xylariales, Hypoxylaceae. The transcript is spliced from 2 exons. Bases 1 to 1677 code for a protein of 558 amino acids. The record is from RefSeq and is a predicted model, not a curated record. Gene Ontology annotation, molecular function: oxidoreductase activity, acting on paired donors, with incorporation or reduction of molecular oxygen; heme binding; monooxygenase activity.